Messenger RNA from Aaosphaeria arxii CBS 175.79, 1724 nucleotides. RefSeq names its product DnaJ-domain-containing protein. Gene Ontology annotation, biological process: protein refolding. Gene Ontology annotation, cellular component: cytoplasm. The record is from RefSeq and is a predicted model, not a curated record. The transcript is spliced from 2 exons. Lineage: Eukaryota; Fungi; Ascomycota; Dothideomycetes; Pleosporales. Bases 250 to 1395 code for a protein of 381 amino acids.
AGGGCACUACUUCAAGACGAACCUGAGAUAUCGAGCCAACAAAUAGUACGCUCAUUGUCCCAGCAGAUUCUAUAAAUGGCGCGGCAUGUUUCCUUUUUCAAGGUCACGUGGUAUCACAAAGUCGAGCCCCGCCAUCUUCCCUCACACCGGAUGUCUGGUGCAGCCGUGUUGACCUUCGAAUCAAUCUUUCCCUAGUUCUGCAUUUCUGCAAGGCCGAAAACUUGACAUACGACCAACGACUCACGAGACAUGGCUCCAUCCGCAAUCACCGAAGAUUACUACCAGAUACUCGAAGUCGAUCCAACUGCCGAACUGGCGCUAAUCGUCAGAUCGUACAAGCGGCUGGCACUAAAGCUCCAUCCAGACCGUAAUCCCAAGCGGGACGCUACCGAAGCAUUUCAAAGGCUUUCGAAAGCCUACGAGACGCUGAGCAACGAGGAUGAACGGCGCAGAUACGACCUCAUCUACCCUUCCAUCAAAGGGAAAACGGCCGAGUCUUCGCAGCACACAACAGAGCAGCAGUACUCGAAUUUCGCCCGGUCGCCGGGACCCUUGAGCGAAGCCACACGGGUUGCCGCGAAGGUUGCCGCGAUUCACAAGUCGAAACACGAACGUGCUACAAAAUGGCGGGUAAUGAACAUGACGUUCGAGUCGUCGAUCUUUGAGUUGAAGAGGGUGAUUCGGCGAUUGGAACAAGAAAUCAAAGAUCUGGAAAGCAUCCUAGAAGCUGAGGCGGCAGACGAGGCAUACAAGAACAGUUGGAGUGCAUGGCUGCUGGCGCCCAUAUAUAAGACGGCGGAAGAUACUGAAGAAGAGAAGGACCGUAAGGAUAGGGAGAGGCAGGAAAGAAGGAUAGAGAAAGACAUGAAGGAACGGCGGCUAUAUCAUCAAAAAGCGGCAUUGGCGACUGUGGAAACCUCGAUGAGAACUUCGAAGAAUGAGUUCGACACUGCGGACUCAAGGGACGACGUGGAGAUACAAGUUCUUGAAAAGGCUCUACAGGCAAGAAUGCAUCGGUUUCGGAGAGAAAGGGAGAAUGCGGGAAGAGAAAAGUUGCGUCAACAGCAGCAGGAGCAAUGGGGAGAAAGCCAACGUGAAGCGGCCGAAGCAGCGAGACGCCAAAGGGAGCACAGAGAGAAAUGGCUACGCCAAGCAGCAGAAGCAGCAAGACAGCAACAGGCGGCCAUGCGCACGGCACAAGGGCUAAGAGAGGAAGAGUACAACAUCAGAUGGCGGCGAAAUAAUGGAGAGGGAAAGAAACGGCAACAACAAUCCGCGAUUUCGACUUCUCCUCAAGCCAGCCGCCCUCAGACUCACACAACAUCUUGCCAACAUGACGGCUGGUGGCCCAAAAUCCAAGGUCACGCAGAAUGUCCAAGAUGCAAUGAGAGUUGAACCUAUCUGCUGCAAUGGCCCCACUGUUCAAUGAAGGCAUGCACGCGAUGUCAAGCAACAGUGCGGCCGAGGCGGGGACACAACAAUGCAGCGAGGACGCAUCGUCUACGGAUCAGAACACCAAGCCCAACGACUUACGACUACGACUAGUUGGUUUGGUUUGGCUUGGAAUACUUCGUUGGAACCCGUAUACAAUAACGCGAGAGUUGGUGAUUGUUCUGGCAUGCUUGGAUAUGUUUCGUUUCAACAUUGGAAUAUCUCGACGUCGACGUGACCUACCGCUGACUGCAUUCUGCACACGACUUGUCUUCUUAUUUGUUUGUUAGGCU